AUGUUAAAAGACAAAUGUUUUCUUCCAUUAGAAAAAAUUUCUCGUAUUUAUUAUUUAUAUACAAAUGAAACAAAUCUUAAUAUAGUUCUAUCAAUGUCAAGUUAUCAAAUUUCACCUUUAUUUAUUCAUUUUGAUACAUGUUUUGAUAUAGAAAAACAUCUUCCAAUACUUGCAAUAGUUCUUAUUGUUAUUAUUAGUGUUUUAGAUUUUAUUACAAUAAUUCUUGUUGGUAUUUGUCUAAAGAAACAACUCAUUCGAUUGUAUCAUAUUAGAAAGAAUUGGAUAAAUCAAAAACAUGGUCUGAUACCCUCAAUUACUAUUCAUGGUAAACCAUCAUCAUGA
This is a messenger RNA of Rotaria sp. Silwood1, 342 nucleotides long. Lineage: Eukaryota; Metazoa; Rotifera; Eurotatoria; Philodinida; Philodinidae. The record is from the annotation of a GenBank genome assembly.